AUGCUUACAGAUUCCCAAAUUCAACUUUUUAGAGACCGCCUCACUGAGAGCUUCUUCAUCACUCCACAAGACGCAGAGUAUGCAGAAGCUAUCAAGCGAUGGAAUGACGUCGGAGAAAGACGUGCUGGGGGCAUUAUAUUGGCAACUUCCGCAGAGGAUAUAUCCGUGGCGAUGAAACUAGCCGUUGACAUACAGCUUGAUGUCGCAGUCCGGGGUGGCGGCCACUCCCAUUUUGCUGCUUCCUCUACGGAUGGUGGUAUUGUCAUAGACCUGCGCAAUAUGAAUAACGUUACUAUCAACGAGGCUACGAAUGUCGUUACGGUGCAGGGUGGAGCUCUCUGGUCUGACGUAGAUGAAACACUCGGUCAAAAAGGGCUGGCUGCGGUCGGAGGUACGGUGAAUCACACAGGUGUGGGUGGGUUGACCCUCGGUGGAGGUUACGGCUGGCUCUCCGGGCAAUAUGGGUUAGCCAUCGACAACCUGCUCAGCGCAAAAGUUGUUCUCGCAGAAGGCAGCAUCGUUACUGCGUCGGCUACAUCGCACCAAGAUCUGUUCUGGGCCAUUCGGGGAGGCGGUGGUAACUUUGGUGUCGCUGUGGAAUUUGUCUUUCAGGCAUAUGAAAAGCCAGAUAACGUGUUUGCUGGAAUGCUGGUCUAUACUCUGGAUAAAGUCCCAGAGAUUGCCAAGUUCCUGAAUGGUUGGAGCAGCAAUCAGCAGCGUAACGAAUGUGUUUUGCUCGCUGUCGUAGCACCACCACCACAAAACCAGCCAGCAAUUGCUGUCGUCCCGUUCUAUGACGGUCCUGAACACGCGGCCCGUGAUCGAUUUUCAAAGCUCAUAGCCAUUGGCCCUAUCGCCGACGGGACGUCAAUGCUGGCAUAUUCAAAAGUAAACUCUCUCCUGCUUGACGGAGCAAAGCAUGGCGGUCGAAAGUUUCAAGCGGGCACCGUUUGGGAGCCACCGUUCGUCCUAGCCCAAUUGGAUCAAGUCAUCCACGAAUUCCGUGGAAUGCUGGAGGCUUAUCCAGAGACAGCAGGGUCGGCAGUCAUUUUCCAGUUCGAUCAUCCUGAGAAAAUUGCCUCCGUUCCGCAUGAUGCAACGGCUUUUGCUAAUCGUGGUAAUCACCGUCUCGCCAUGGUUGAGGUGAAAUUUGGAAGCAGAGACCUGGACGAUGUGGCCCUGAAAUAUGCAAAGAGAAUUGUGCAGAUCAUCAAGGGCUGGGACAACGGAGGGCCUGGAAGAGAACGGGGAGUGAAGAUUUACUCUAACUACGCAACUGGCGAUGAAGACCCGAGACAAAUAUUUGGAAGCAAUUUCGAGCGCUUGGCAGAGAUAAAGAAAGUCUACGACCCUGGAAAUGUCUUCAACAAGUGGUUUCCUAUUAGUCCAUGUCAACGGUCUCUAGGAUAA
Messenger RNA from Aspergillus tanneri, 1410 nucleotides. Its product is annotated as FAD-binding oxidoreductase. Gene Ontology annotation, molecular function: FAD binding; oxidoreductase activity. NCBI's taxonomy places the organism in Eukaryota, Fungi, Ascomycota, Eurotiomycetes, Eurotiales, Aspergillaceae. The coding region runs from base 1 to 1410 and encodes 469 amino acids. The record is from RefSeq and is a predicted model, not a curated record. The transcript is spliced from 8 exons.